Messenger RNA from Aureobasidium namibiae CBS 147.97, 1356 nucleotides. RefSeq names its product CoA-dependent acyltransferase. The transcript is spliced from 3 exons. Bases 1 to 1356 code for a protein of 451 amino acids. Gene Ontology annotation, molecular function: lipoic acid binding; acetyltransferase activity. Gene Ontology annotation, cellular component: cytoplasm; mitochondrion. NCBI's taxonomy places the organism in Eukaryota, Fungi, Ascomycota, Dothideomycetes, Dothideales, Saccotheciaceae. The record is from RefSeq and is a predicted model, not a curated record.
AUGGCAACAUUUCUAUCUGCGAAAUUGUCACUGCGACAGGGCCUCAAAAUUACCAACCAUCGUCUCUUCCACACCACACACAGACGGGACGUAGUCAAGCCAUUUUUAUUAGCGGACAUUGGCGAGGGGACUCGAGAAUGCCAAAUCAUCCAAUGGUUUGUACAGCCGGGCGCUCGCGUCGAGCAAUUCGAUAAGCUCUGCGAAGUACAGUCGGACAAGACAGCAUCUGAUAUCACAUCACCAUUCGAUGGAGUUAUCAAAAAGCUGUACUAUGAGGCAGAUGACAUGGCUCUCGUUGGAAAGCCGUUACUGGACAUUGACAUUCAAAGUGAAAUCUCUCCAGAAGAUGAGGCACUUGUCAAAGAUACCGGCGGUGAGAAAGUGCAUGUUCCACAAGAACCAUCGCAAUAUCAACCCUCACCACAAGAAGCUCGCAACGUGGAAAGGGAGGAAGUCAAAGGCCCUCUGGGCAGGACGAAGAACCAUGACAAAGGACUGGCGACACCUGCUGUACGACAUCUCAUCAAAGAGCACAAUAUCAAAGUCGAAGACAUUGAUGGAAGCGGCAAAGAUGGAAGAGUGCUGAAAGAAGACGUCCAUCGCCACGUCUCGCAGGCAGCUCAGAUUUCCACGCAGCAAGACUCGGCAAAGGACCAGAAGAGGGCAUUGACACCUGUACAAACGGCCAUGUUCAAGGCCAUGACCCGGUCACUAACAAUACCGCACUUCUUGUAUUCGAGCACGGUCGAUACUGGCAAUCUCAACAGAUUCCGCACAAAGAUCAACAGCACACGAGAAGCCGGAGACAGGUUGACGCCGCUACCUUUUAUCCUGAAGGCAGUUUCGCUGGCAAUGGGCCAUCAUCCAUUGCUCAACGCCUGGCUGGACACAUCAGAUACCAAGAAGCCAGAGUUGAGUUACAAGGCGGCACAUGACUUUGGAAUCGCGGUGGACACAGCCUCUGGCUUACUGGUCCCGGUUAUCAGAAACAUCGAGUCGCAAAGUGUAGCAUCGAUUGCAGAACAGAUCAAGAUCAUCUCGAGCAAGGCGCGCGAAGGCAAAUUGAGCGCAAAAGACCUUCAAGGAGCAACGUUCUCAGUGUCAAACAUCGGAUCAAUCGGUGGUGGCGUUGUCGCACCGAUCAUAGUGGAACCUCAAGUGGCGAUUGUGGGUGUUGGCAGAGCGAAGAUGGUGCCAGGAUUCGAUGGUGAAGGGAACGUGGUCAAGAAGGAAGAGAUGGUGUUGAGCUGGAGUGCGGACCACCGAGUGGUGGACGGAGCAGAGUGUGCCAGAUGCGCCGAGAGGGUGAAUUGGUAUCUGCAGAACAUGGAAGCGUGGGUGCUGGAGAUGAAGUAA